Ostrea edulis (European flat oyster) is the source of this 2472-nucleotide messenger RNA. Its product is annotated as probable sodium/potassium/calcium exchanger CG1090. The transcript has 6 exons. NCBI's taxonomy places the organism in Eukaryota, Metazoa, Mollusca, Bivalvia, Ostreida, Ostreidae. Gene Ontology annotation, cellular component: membrane. The record is from RefSeq and is a predicted model, not a curated record. Gene Ontology annotation, biological process: calcium ion transmembrane transport; intracellular calcium ion homeostasis. The coding region runs from base 200 to 952 and encodes 250 amino acids. Gene Ontology annotation, molecular function: calcium, potassium:sodium antiporter activity; calcium channel activity.
GGUAUGAAGCCCUCAUCCUGGUUGUACUGUAUCUGGCCUACAUUGCCUUGAUGUACUUCAACUCUGCCAUUGAAGAAUGGAUUGUACUAAAGUUUAAAAGCUGUUGUAAGCCUUACUCCAAGAGAAAGAAUGAACCAGAAAAUGUGGCUUUGUAUGAGAAACUGAGGAACCCUGGGAAGGUGAAUGGGGCGGUGUCAAAAUGGAAAAUGGUGGAGAUAAAUGGGACAGUGUACAGACUGCGUCCCCAGACUCGGAUUACAACUCUGAGGAGGAUGCCGGUGAUCAGGACAUCAUGUAUAAAGAGAUCGGACCCAGGUCAAAUGAGGAGCCGGAGUCGGUGUUCGAGAUGCCAGCCGGUUGUAUACGACGGAGUAUAUUUGUCAUAUCGGUUCCUAUUAAAGUACUCCUGUACCUAACGGUGCCGGACUGUCGUCGCCAGCGGUGGAGGAAGUGCUUUAUACUGACGUUUUCCCUGUCUCUAGUCUGGUUGUCUGUGUUUUCAUACAUCAUGGUGUGGAUGAUUACCAUUAUAGGUUACACCCUUUAUAUACCUGACACAAUAAUGGCACUGACCUUUGUGGCCUUUGGGGUCAGUCUACCCGAUGUGAUAUCCAGUGUCAUUGUGGUCAGAGAAGGCCUAGGUGAUAUGGCGGUUUCUAAUGCUGUCGGAAGCAACGUCUUCGACAUUCUGAUUUGUCUAGGAAUUCCCUGGUUUCUGAAGUGUGCUUUGUCCAAGUUUAAAAAGCCGGUACAGGUGUACAGUGAAGGUCUGCUAUACUCCAGUCUGACACUACUGUUGACGGUAGUCUUUCUUCUGGUGGGCACCCACCUUAAUGGAUGGAGACUUACAAAGAAGUACGGAGUCGUGCUGAUGAUUGUCUACUUCCUGUUCACCAUAUUAACAUCUUUGUAUGAAGUCAAUGUGUUUGGUUAUGUACACCCAAAGGAAUGACAUAGAAGUGAUUGAUUUUAAUCUGUGGUUAGAAUAUUGUUAAUACAUACAGUUUUGUGUUGUUUUCUUUUCUUUUCUUUUCGUUUUUUUUUAUUUGCUUUUUUUGUUUCCUUAUUCCAAAUAUUGAUGAAUUGACACUGUGAUCUGAAUAUAUACAUUAUUUUGUAUUCAAUAUAUUAGUUAAAUAGUGUUUUACAGUGUAAAUCCUAGGUUAUUUUUACACAGCCACUUGAUGUGGUGCUAGCUCUUGUUUUAAUUGGUUCAGGGUCCAUUUGUGUCUUGUAAAAUAAUCAAACUUUCCCCCUAACAAUUUCUGUUCAAUAAAUGGAUUUAAAAUUUAUAAUUGAUUAUAUCAGUUAAAAUCAUAUCGAACAUGAUUGUUAGUUUUUAUGUGACCUUUAAAACUUACACUAAAUUUUAUUUGUAUGCCAUCAUUCCUCAUUUUUCUUGUAUGACAAUUUUUUGUUGUCAUGCAGUUUCUCUAUUUGAAAUCUCUACUAUUUUACAUGAAAUAUAUACUUUACAAAGUAAGUAAUUUAUUGUGAUAUUUAUCAAAAAACGUGAGGGUAUUUGAAAUAAAAGCAAGGAUGAUGCUGUGAUCAGAAAUAUAUCUAAAUAUUUUAUUUUUAUAUGAUCAUGUGAUUUUUUAAUGUGAUGUCACUACUUCAUUCCUGAUGACAUGUGUAAACUAUGUUUUAAAUGUAAUACAGUUUGAAAGUUUUUAUGAAAAUAGAUUGGUGUGUUACAAACAUCGUAUAAAAGUCUAUUGUUAAACAUUAAAUUGUAUGAUUUUGUGUUUGUGCCAUGUACAAUUUAUUAUAUGUUUAUUAUUCAUCACUGUAAAGAGAUAUGUAGCACUGAAAUUGAAAUUUUGGUUAUUUUUUGCUUUUGUCCAACUCAUAGAGAGUGCUACAACUCCAAACUAGGAAACUAUUUGUUGUUUCAGGUAAAUUUGGUGUAAAUACACGUGUAUACCCCUGUAAAUUCCUAAAUACAAUGUAUAUGCGAGGAAAUGUUUUGGCGCAUAAUUUAACUAGAAACACCACUUGCAAAAUAAUAAUGCUUGAAGUUUUACUUUUAUAUUGCUGAAAUAUAUGUGAAAACUGUUGAUCAACAAAUCCACUCACAAAUUCAUGUUGUUGCAAUUUGACGUCUAUGGUUCAUUUCGUGAUAUAAGUACUCGCGUAAAAUAAGAAAUCUACAUUAUCUACACAAGAUACUUUAUUUACAUAUAUAUGCCCAAUGCUCAGACAGGUGGGUCGUUGAGGAGAAACGAAACGAUAUUUUAAUCUAGAUCAUUAUUGUAGUCACAGUGUCUUUUUUUAUUUCCUCUCGUACUUUAAGUAUUAAUGAAAUUUUUCAUCGAGUAAAUAUUGGGAAUAUACUAUUUCUUUAUCGUUUUUCAGCUAUUGUUAAAAUAAUUUUUCUCUGUGUUGAAAUUAUGAACGUCAGUUUGUGUCACUCGCACCUAAACCCCAUGUCGGACUUUAAAUCCCCAAAAUAAAUUUUGUCAAAAUAGC